This is a messenger RNA of Mizuhopecten yessoensis (Yesso scallop), 2122 nucleotides long. RefSeq names its product phospholipid scramblase 1-like. Gene Ontology annotation, biological process: plasma membrane phospholipid scrambling. The record is from RefSeq and is a predicted model, not a curated record. Gene Ontology annotation, molecular function: phospholipid scramblase activity. Lineage: Eukaryota; Metazoa; Mollusca; Bivalvia; Pectinida; Pectinidae. The transcript is spliced from 10 exons. Bases 179 to 910 code for a protein of 243 amino acids. Gene Ontology annotation, cellular component: plasma membrane.
ACACUCGUGUACAUGAGUGUGUGUAUGUGUGUGUGUGGACUACCGCGUUCGUUGUGUUUGGAUACAGCUUUUGCUAGUGUGGUACAAAUAGACUUGAGAGAUUAUCACGGAAAAUAUAUGCUGGAUAUAGAAUUGUGUGAUUAUAGUUCAUUCAAAGAUAUCUUGCUCACAAACAACUAUGGAGUUGGAUGGCAUUGUAAUGAAACAACCGGUUGCCACCAAUGAAAGCACUAUUAAUGCUUUGGACUACUUGGCAAAUCUGGAUUUCGUAAAGAUCCGGCAAAAAGUGGACAUAGCUGAACUCAUAACACCAUGGGAGGUACAAAAUCGAUACGAAGUGUGCGAUGCUAACGACAGAGUCUUCAUAACCGUCACAGAAGAAUCAGCCACAUGCCAGCGAGUGUUCUGCACCGCAAGUCAAAGAUCGCUUGUGCUCCAUAUCCAGGAUAUAAGCGGCCAGGAGCUUGCCCAAAUUAAGAAAGACUUCAAAUGCUGCGCAGGAGGAAGUGUGUGUGCUAAAGCUGACUGUUGCGCAAUGGAGAUGUUUGUCGAACGACCCGUCGGUCAACCAAUAGCACAUGUGAGACAAAUGUUUUACUGUUGUUUCCCCAAGUUCCACGUGUUUGAUGGGUAUGGUAAACAAGUAUUUGAAAUGACGGGGCCAUGUUGUCCAUGCCAGGGACCCGGAUGUUAUGAUGAUUUAGAGUAUCCGUUGAGCAAUUCUGGGGGAUCGGAUUCCGGUGCCAAGGUGACGAAGAUCUGGGAUGGAGCUGGACGGGCAUGUUGUACAAACGCAAACACGUUUGGCAUUCACUUUCCUGCCAACAUGGAUGUUCAAAAGAAACUUUCCCUUUUUGGAGCAGUAUUUGUGCUGGAUUACUUCAUGUUUGAGAGUAAUGACAACGAGUGAUCACAGGAGGAUGUAUGGAUCUUGCAGUCCGCUAGUAUGGAGAUGUAUCAUCUUCAGCAACUGAAUAGCGGGACGUUCUCUCGUAUGGAGGUUUUAUCUACGCUGUGAAAAGAUGAUUUUAUUUCCAUCUUUCGCAAACAUGUUGUUCCAACUUGUUUUUGUAUUGUAUACAUGUGUUAACAGUAUUACCAAAGCAAAAUGUAUGCUUUUCAAAACACAGACUUUAUUUCUGAAACUUCAAUAGUUUAACGAAGAAUCUCAUUACGUGGAACCGAGACGGCUGUCACUCCUCAGGGUGAAUACCAAUAUGUCUGACGCCGGAGUAGGAUGAAUAAGCUGAUGUAUGUGUUCGUAUUAACAACGCACCUGUGAAUAUUUCAAUUUCUCAUCCGGACCUUCAGUUUGUAUUAAAUGGAGCCUAAUAAAAGAGGGAUAACUUAUAAAUUUGUAAAAAACAUUCACCACUCUGAUAUUAAUCCAUACAUCUUUUUCCAGUGCCUUCUUGAUUAAGGUUUUGUUCUAAGAAUAUUCUUGGUAUUUCUUAUAGGGUGUCUGAAAAUAAUAUUAUUAAACAAUACCAAAUCAAAUCUGGAACAAACACAGUUCUCAACAAACGUGAUUUAUUUCAGAAAACAAUAAUGGCUCGGAAACAAUCUACACUGCGAAAUCUCAACAUUUCAUACCUGUACUUUUCUGGAUCAUACGUCGAAUUUCGCUUACACCUAAUGGUAAAAAAAACACACGUGUUGCUGGAACUAUAAACCAAGUCAGGGGCCAUUAUUCUGUUUUCAUGGUGCAAAAAAACCUCAUUGGAAAUAGGUUUUUCCGAGACAAUCGUUCCCGUGUACAGUGGUUAGUGAUGGUUAGAUGUUUAAUUUCAAAACCUCAGUUAACGCUUUUUCCGAAAUAUUUUUUAAAUAUUGAAAUCGAUGUCAAUUGAAAGAUAUUUCAAAAUAAAAAAUGUGGUAUCUGCAUUGACUCUUUGGUAACCAACUUUUAGAUAUUUAAGUCUUGCUGGAAAUAUGUAUAAACAACUAACUAUGUAUUGGUUCAAUAACAGAAAUAUUUCUAAAAUAUUGAACAACAUUUUUAUUUAAGACAGUUCAUCCAGCUGUCAAAACAUAUAUAGUAUACAUGAUAUAUAUUAUGUGCAUUGUAACAGUUUUGCGUGUAUAAUCAUCGUCUGUUGUUAAAAUUACUUAUCAAUUAAAC